AUGGUGGACGUGUUCAGCGGGCGGCUGCUCGUGGACAAGGCGGGUCGCAGCGUGGAGGCCGAGGAGGCGCUGCAGAACAAGGUGGUGGGCUUGUACUUCUCGGCCAGCUGGUGCGCGCCGUGCCGCGACUUCACGCCGGUGCUGUGCGGCUUCUACACGGAGCUGCUGGAGGAGACGGAGCCGCCCGCGCCCUUCGAGGUGGUCUUCAUCUCGUCUGACCACAGCGCCGAGGAGAUGGCGGGCUACAUGCGCGCCAUGCACGGCGACUGGCUCGCGCUGCCCUUCCACGACCCCUACAAGCAUGACUUGAAGAAGAAAUACAACAUAACAGCCAUUCCUAAGCUGGUGAUUGUGAAGCAAACUGGAGAAGUCAUUACAGACAAAGGAAGAAAACAGAUCAGAGACAAAGGGCUUUCCUGUUUUCGAAACUGGCUUGAGGCUGCAGAUAUCUUUCAGAACUUUUCUAGCUAAAAAAAAACUUGGCAGACAGAACCAAGACAAGGCAUCAUGGAAAAUUUUGUAGGGCUCAAGAGUGUUGCCUUGUUCAAAACGAAAUGGGUAACGCUGCAUUGUUUGUGUUUGCUUGUAAAACAGUUUUUGUUUUAGUUCAACUUGCAGAUUAGAUACUCCAGUAAGACAAAAAAAAUAUAUUUAUUAGCACUGUUUUGUUUAUUCAGUAUGAACCAAAGAAAUCCUGAUAAUAUUGAGGAAAUUUAGGAUGAAAAGCUCUUUCGGACAAUAACAGAGCUCUGUGAAAUCUAUGCAAAUACCUGAUUUUUGCA
Messenger RNA from Nothoprocta perdicaria, 782 nucleotides. It is a transcript of the gene NXNL2, whose product is annotated as nucleoredoxin like 2. The coding region runs from base 1 to 471 and encodes 156 amino acids. The record is from RefSeq and is a predicted model, not a curated record. The transcript has 2 exons. NCBI's taxonomy places the organism in Eukaryota, Metazoa, Chordata, Aves, Tinamiformes, Tinamidae. Gene Ontology annotation, biological process: sensory perception; photoreceptor cell maintenance.